Messenger RNA from Cetraspora pellucida, 564 nucleotides. The record is from the annotation of a GenBank genome assembly. NCBI's taxonomy places the organism in Eukaryota, Fungi, Glomeromycota, Glomeromycetes, Diversisporales, Gigasporaceae.
AUGACUGUCCUAAACUCUGUUGGAAUUGCUCAUUCAAGGGAAAGAGUAUUCAUUUUCGGUGGCAUAGACAAACUUAAUACAAACACUUCAAUCAAAGUGGAAGGGGUACCGAUGUAUUUAUCAUAUAUCUAUAAUGUUACGGGAUCUCAAAUUCUUAUACCAGGCUAUCAACUUCUCUUUGCUUUUGCUCAUUCGGUAGUAGGCGUUGUUGGCGAUUAUAUGUUUAUUAUUGUACUUAGCUUUAAUGAUUAUCUUGAGAAUAGACAGAUGACUCGACUUCAUGCAGCAGGGGUCCAACCUCCUGGAUCAGAUGUAGUAUUGAUAUAUGGAGGCGUUACUUAUCAAAAUUCAAGUUCUCCUAAUAUAGGCAAUACAUCUAAUAUGAUGUUAGUAUACAACAUGACUCUUUGCUCAUGGACGGACAUCAUAAAUCUUGUGACAGAUGCUUCAGCCAAUAAUUUUGCUUUUAUUGAUGAAAAUUAUUCAACUACGUUAAAUUCUUCAAAUUCUCAACAGCUUCAAAUGGCUAUUUCCACCCCCAUUGUUGCUACUACAGAAUAUUAG